Dreissena polymorpha is the source of this 9929-nucleotide messenger RNA. RefSeq lists its product as uncharacterized. The record is from RefSeq and is a predicted model, not a curated record. The coding region runs from base 94 to 2433 and encodes 779 amino acids. Lineage: Eukaryota; Metazoa; Mollusca; Bivalvia; Myida; Dreissenidae. The transcript has 7 exons.
AGUUUUUAUUUCAGAAUUUCUCGGCCCAUUUUUUUUUUAGGUUGUUUAUUAAUUUAACUUUUUUAUAUUUACUUGUAAAGUUCUAAAUUAACAAUGGAUAUGGGAAGUGGAUAUACCCCACCAUUUUUACUGGUAGCCCCCAGAAAAAUUCGAGUGAACUACGACACUCCCACUAGAUUAUGCAAUAUUCUGGGUGUGGGCAGACAACUGGCACAGGCCAUUGUUUUGAUACGGGAAAAUACGGGAAAUUUGUUACCAGAUACUUUAGAGGCAAUUAUAGGGCGGCCGCUGACCUUUGGUGACAUGACCGAGUUGGAUUUUAGUACUAACCCCGCAUUAUUUAGAGAAGCCCUGGGGUAUGGGGAUGGGGCGGAACAUGUUGGGGAGGGUGGAAUGGGGCGGUCAAUCGCAAAUAGGCCCAUCGACCCACACGAAAGGUGGAUAGAUAUGUCUGUGCUUGAGAAGGACUCGGUAAGUCAGGAUCGCGAGAGGGCCCAACUCGAAGCCCAAAUUUCGGCUCUUGAGGCGGACGUAGCUCAAUGGGACGAUUUUCUUCCCCAGAUUGCAAAGCCUUUGCUCCCAAAGCGUCUGUUGUUACAGCCGGACAAUAUGAUGACAAGCAUACCGAAACCGUUUAAUGUCGCAUCAAGCGUCCCCGCCCCGCCCCCUUUGUUAGGUUUGCCCCAGAGUAGGGACAAUGGGCCUACGGGAUCCCAUCGUGCCUCAAAGGGCCCUCGUGCCCCGAAUGGUCUACCUGUCCCAAUUCCGUCUACCAUCACUAUUCCCAUACCCAGCAAUGCACCGGUUUUCAAUUAUUUGCCCGGACCAAGCAACCCUCCUGGCCCAAGUAUUCCCCCGACACAGAAAGAUCGGGAUGUUCUGACAAAAUUGCCUAAGAGCCUGCUAUAUGAUGGGCAGAGCAAUUGGUUUGUUUUUCAGAGCAAGUUUGAGCGCUACGCAAGGGUGCAAGAUUGGUCUGACGCAGAAUGCGCCGAUUGCCUUGGUUGGUGUUUGACAGGAAAGGCGGUCAAUUUCUAUGCGUUGCUUUCCGAAGGGAGAGGGACGGUGCCUUACGCAGAGCUAAUGCAGCGACUGCAGGAGCGUUUUGGCGCCAGGGAGCUUACCGCCACCGCGCAGGGCCGUUUCCACGUUUCCCAUCAGGAAUUAGGCGAGUCCCUAGACAAUUGGUCAGAUCGGGCGCUGAAGCUGGCAACAGCGGCGUUUCGUGAUCUGCCCUAUGCAUACGCCGCUGAACAGGCAGUGACGAAGUUUUGUCACGGUUUGAUUGACGAGGAGGCCGGCAAGCAUGUUAGUCUGCAGUUACCAACAUCUAUGGGAGAUGCGAUAAACAUGCUGAAGAUAUAUAGCCAUGUUCAGUCGGCUUGCGCCGCGGCUCCGAGGUAUACCCAGGCGACUGAGCAAGAAGAGUCAAGGUGGGUUCAAGAGGUGAAGAAAGCACCCACUGCGGAUGAGGUCAGUGUGUCGGCGGUCGACAAAUUGACCCAGGUGGUCGAGAAGUUGCUUGAUGCUGUGGAGAGAUUGUCAAACUCUUUUGGAAGUUCGGCCGUUGAUCCCUUUGUCCGACAACCGGGUAAGCCGUUUCGAAAUAAAAAAGGCUAUGCCGAAUACCCUGUGGAGUGCCCCUACCCAGGGAAGGUCCGGAACCGGUGGUACGACGACCAACGCCAGGUUAUGUAUCCUGCGGGUGCGGGUGGCGGAGGUGCACGUGGGCAUCGGAACCAAAGUUCAAAAGUCCGCCCUGAGGGAUCGUAUCGCGGCAGAUAUGGUUCCAACUGGGGACAUUUUCAUGCCAUGUCCUUGCCCAACCAUAAGGAGAAGGAGCCCGUUGUGGUAGCUGCGACGACUAAGCAGUUGGGCCAACCGGAAGUGGAUCAUGUAAACCAGCUAGGUCCGGUUUCCCAGUUCUGCAUGAAGGUGCAGCAUGCCAAGGACGUGCACGAUGCAGUUCCCUUGGUGCUGCCAACAGUGCCAGAUGUCGUCAGUGAUCCAAGGAUGGUCAUUGGCGAGAGCACUGAAGGAGACCAUGGAGAUCCUGUGUGCGAUGAUGAAUUUCGCGUGCAGCGCGUUGCGGUUCAGUCUGCGGAGGCGGCUAAAAGCAUGGCGACCGACAGGGCCGACCAGGUGGGGGCCAAAAUAGCCCAACGAAAAGCUGCUGAAACUACUCCGGCCACCGGAAGGUCAGUACCUGUCAGACGGGCGACAGAAGUUGCCGCGUGUGACCGCCGUGGGGGCGGCGCAUGCGGAUGCCGAGUUACCCCAGAUGACAGCUGGGAAGGUGGUUUUCGAAGACUUGUUAGGCGUGGUUCCAAAGGGUGGCGACCCUCUAGUUCUCGCCGCUGGGAGCGGUCCCAGCGGUGGAAAUUAGGUUGGCGACCACCAGAGCGUCUAACUUCCAAAAUCUGUACCGCCUAAAAUUGUAAAUGGCGAGGUUAAUUGUUAGUAAAACUAGGAAAACAAUGCAAAAUACAAAAGACCCCCAAUUUUAAAAAAUACAGUAAAGUUGCAGUCACAUUCUAUUCGCGGUGUUGAUAACGUAUUACGGUGUACGCGGAGUAUCUCUAGUAGUAACACUAAAAGCAGCAGAAGUAGUAGUAGUAGUAGUAGUAGUAGUAGUAGUAGUAGUAGUGGUAGUAGUAGUAGUGGUAGUAGUAGUAGUAGUAGUAGUAGUAGUGGUAGUAGUAGUAGUAGCAGAAGUAGUAGUAGUAGUAGUAGUAGUAGUAGUAAAAGUUGUUGUUAUGAAUAUUACAUGAAGUACCCGGUGUAUAAAAGUAAUAGUUCUCUUAAACAUUUUGAUUAGUUUGAUUAGAUUGUUUUGAAUAUAUAUGUCCUAUUGUCUCAGUUUAAGCCCAGUCUUUUAUUGCAAUAUUGUUGAAAUUAAUCUGAGCAGUGCUCUGCGAAAUGGGGGUUUAAUGAAUAGGCAUAAAGUGUCGUCCCAAAUUAUCUUGUGCAGUCCGCGCUUAACUUCCUGUAAUUUUUGUAUUACCGCGCUAAGAAGUGCUUUUCACAGUCACGGAUGUGUUUGAUUAUUUCCCGUGAAGUCUGUUGUUUUUUCCUUAUGGUCAGGUGUGACAUUGUCGGACGACCACUGUCACACCGCACCAUCGGAUGUGGUAACUACGCAGAUGGUGAAUAGGAACCCGGUUUCCCCUGCAAUAUCCAAGUCUUGGCACCUCCGUCACCUUUUUUCCUUCCAUGUUAAGAUUUGUGAGUCGAUCUAACUUCAAUCACUUCGUCAUUGCUGUAUCAUGUCAUUUAUUUCCGUAAUUUUCUAUAAAUGAAUUUAUUUUGUACCAACCAUAUACCGAGCAAUGUCGUAGAAUUUUGUCGAAUGAGUUUGUUUUUUAUAGGUGACAGUGCUUGACGACCACUGUCACACUCAAUACUGUUGGCCGGAAGUGGUAUUUCCCGGAGUUGUUCUUUUAAACAAUAUUUGCACGUCUUUUUAAAUUUGUGUGUGACCGUGCUUGACGGCAACUGUCUCGUAGCGUCAUUUUAAUUUUUUGAUUUGCCGGAGUUGUUUCCCGGUGCAUGUACACUUUUAUUUUGUUUUUAUUUUUGUAAAGUACAUUAUUUCUCAGUGUGAUCACCACAUUCUAAUACAUAAGUGACUGUACUUGUUGGACGAAAGCCAACAAGAAUGUUUUUUUCUUGAUUAAGCAAUUGUCGGACGAUAGCCGACAAUACUGUUUUUUUUAAUUAACUAAUGUGAUGGAAAUUUUCUUAUGCAAGAAACAUAUUGGUCACUAACCGCUAGAAUGCAGCGGUCUGUAUGUACCCCCGCUAUGCGCUGGCACUCCUGUGCCUGCGGGAGGGGGAUCAUGGUCCCAUUUGAGUCUCUGUCUCUUCUGCCUUGGGUGCGACCGUAUGGCGGCGGCCCAAGAGGACAAAAGUGGGAGGAAUGUAGUGGGUACAAUAGUUUUAUUUUAAUUGUCUUUUCCUCCAUAUAAUGUCAAUGAUUAUGUUGCAAAAUACGUUCUCUGUAUAAAAUUAAAAGAAAAUACGUUCUCUGUAUAAAAUUAAAAGCAAUUAUAUGUAUUAUUUGGACAAAAAUAUGAUUAUUUUUAUUCUUAUAUUUUUAACCUUUUUGUCACUGAGAUAUUAUUUAAACGCAUUUGUAGUGCCUUAGAAGGUUACGUUUCUUGUGAUUUUUAUUUUAAUAUAACCAAGCGGAUUUUUAUUGUAUAUUAUGCAGUCACAUGCAGAGGGCGUAGGCCUUCUCAUUUGGGCUGCGAGGGUAUGUAUUUGUAUGAUAUUUUAUGAUUUUAUUGGAUAAGUUAUUUUAUUUCUUAAAAUUUGUGAAAAUAGGUUGGAAGGUGGGUACACUUGUCCAAUUAUUGUGCAGACAAGAAAAGGAGCAAGAGUUACCGGACCUUAUUGUGAACUUUUAUUUUUAACUCUUUAUUAACAAAGAUUAUGGCUCAUAUGCGUUCAUAUUUGUGCGAAGGUUCUAAACACAAAUGGUCAUUUAAUGGAGAUGCAUUAACUUUAGUUGUGGUCUAUGGCAGGCGUUGCGCCAAGAGAGAGGCCGGCAUGCAGACCUAACUUUGAGGUGUUAGGUCAAGGUGCUUACGAAAGGGGCACUAUUACUUCAUCGGUUGCGCCGGUAUGAUUCCUUCGCUGUGUGGCGUCGUCCCAAAAGGAGAAAAGUGGGAGGAGUGUUGUGCCGGUGCCCGGUCUACAAAAUGCGCACAUACCUCGUGAUUGGGAACCAGCGACAAAUCGGUAUAGUGCAUGCUGGGCAGCACGAGAUAGUACGCUCUCUUGUGCACGGGUGAUUGAUGCGAGUGGACGUCUUUUCCCAAGUUGAGUAUUGCUUGGAGUAAUUGUGAGCCUGAGUGAGUAAUUGUGAGCCUGAGUAUAGGUUAUAUUGUAGUAUAUUGUAUUAUAUUGUAUUUUAUGUGUGUUCAACACGUAUUUCCCUGGAAGGCCAUUCCCAGAAGAUAUAAGUGAGACUGUGACUGUGUAUGUGAGUCUGUGAGUUGCCUGUGAUUGUGUAAAUGACAGGCAUUUCCCUGGAGGUGUAUUCCCAGAAGUAUAUGUGUAUGUAAGCCGGUGACUGUGUGUUUAAGUACGUAUUUGCCUGGAGGUGUAUUCCCAGAAGUACAUGUAUAGUGCCAUUUUGUGACGUGCAACCGACGAGUAUAGCCGACGAGUUCCCUCGAAGACGACGAGGACGAUUGGUGCCAUCCUGACGAGCAUUCCAGUCGAUGCCAACGAGACAGAGAGAAGUAAGGACAUGUUUAUGGACAUGCUGGCCUCACCCUAUUCCCAGUAUGCAGAGUAAAUCAGCACCACAGCCAGCAAGGAUGGAUUUCCUCUCAGGAACAAUUUUCUCCCACCAAUACUGUACAUUCAAGCAGACAACUGUUGGCGAGAAAACAAAAACCGAUAUGUGUUUUCAUUUCUACAAUCGCUGGUUGCAGAAAGGAUUUUCAAUGAGGGACUCCAACAUCAGCCCUGGACUCUACAUGAUGGACAUUUCCUACAAAAAGUUCCUGAAGGAGUACCAGAAAUUGUGGCUUCUGAUUCUUCGAAGAUCGAAAUAGAUUUUUUUCUUCAAAAUAUCGAUGCCAUAAGGCUGCUUCUCAAGCAAGAAAACUACAAAAAAUGCAAAGAUUUUUAUGAAACAGUAAUGGUAAACGAAGAUGCUAGUGAAUUUCCCCUUCCGCUUCUACCUAAGCAGCCGAUUGAGACCACAAUUCCAAAAGGUGCUGGCUUAGUACCAGAAGUAAGAGAACUUCUGGAAAAAGAAAAUCGUCUGCCAUUCGUGCAGCUAAAAAGUCGCCAUGCAGCAGAAGAAGGUUUGGGACCAAGGAUAUCUAAGAAACAAAAAGUUGAUACAAAUGCAGGAAGACACGACCAGGGCAAGAAAAAGACAUCUCAUUCAAGGCGACGACAUUCAGAUGUGACUGUUCAAAAGACAAUCGUAGUGCUGGUGCAUGAUGGCAGCAAAAAGCACAUUUGGUUUAAAAUUUGGAUGGAUAUGUUCAACUGUUUUGUUAAUAUUAUUGCUUUUGUAUUGUAUGUUUUUUUGUCUGCUUGAAGGGUUUUUAGAACUGCUAUUGAUGUUUUUGAAAUCGCUGUUAAGAUUGUUCUUAGAAGAACACAUGGGGUUGACAUAACCACGGGUUCUUUUGGUGUACUGAAGAUUUUAUUUUUGUUGGACAUAGUCUUGUUUAAAGACAUUUUUUUAUGAAAGUUUUUGGAAACUGAUAAUUUUUUAUGUACAAUAAAAAAAAACUCUUGGGUGUGUUAUGAUAUAUGGUUAUAGAAUAUUUUACUUUAAAACAAAAUCACAUGUGAUCUAAGCAUAUGUAUAUAUUGGUGUACUUAUAACAAUAACUAUUUUUAUGCCCCCAGGUAGGGUGGCAUAAAGCAGUUGCAUUGUCUGUCCUUCUUUCCAUCUGUCUCUCUAUCAUAUUGUUUUCAAGAGGAAUUUUUAGGCAGCACUUAAGAUAUUAAGUUGAUUUUGGUGAGUCCACCAGAAUGAUCUUCGGAUGAACUGUACAAUUGUUCCAAACUGAUGAUUUUUAGGAAGAUACUGGCCUGUGACUUAUAUUAAGGGAUGUAAUACGCUUUAAAGGGUGAUAAUUUUUAUAUGUCAUUUGACAGGUACAGGUUAUAUUUUACAAGGAAAGUUAUCUUUCCAUUUUCUGGAUGUUUCUAUGAAAAUUCAAUGAUAUUGCUUUUAAGGCAACGUAUUGGGUCUUGGAUUUAGAAAUGUGUUUUUUUACGCAAAGCUUUCAUGUAUUGUGCUGAUUAUUGGUAUGGGAGUCUACCCAUAUGACUUACAUAUGAAGUGUGAAUUGCGUUCCUGUUCAUUUAUUUUUGGAAAUGUUAUGGACCUAAAAAGUACCUGUAUUAUGACCUUUUUAUACGCUCAUUUUAAAAAAAAUGGGAUGUAUUAAAGUUUCCCCUUGGCGGCGGGCAGUGUCCACAGCAGUUUCCACCCUCUAAUUCAAAUAGUUUUUAUCCGAUCUUCACCAAACUUGGUCAGAAGUUGUUUCUAGACAAUAUGUAGGUCAAGUUCGAAUAUGGGUCAUGCUGGGUCAAAAACAAGGUCACAGGGUCACUUAGUGCAUUUCAAGCAUUGCGCAUGGUGUCCGUUCUCUAAUUGAAGUAGUUUUCAUCCGAUCUUCACCAAACUUAGUCAGAAGUUGUUUCUAGACAAUAUUUAGGUCAAGUUCAAAUAUGGGUCAUGCCGGUUUAAAAACUAGGUCACAGGGUCACUUAAACCAUUUCAAACAUUUAGGAUGGUUUCCGCUUUCUAAUUAAAGUAGUUUUCAUCCGAUCUUCACCAAAUUUAAUUAGAAGUUGUGUCUAGACAAUAUCUACAUGUAGGUCAAGUUCAAAUAUGGGUCAUGCUAGGUUAAAAACUAGGUCACAAGGUCACUUAGUGCAUUUCAAGCAUUGCGCAUGGUGUCCACUCUCUAAUUGAAGUAGUUUUCAUCAGAUCUUCACCAACUUUGGUCAGAAGUUGUGUCUAGAUAAUAUGUAGGUCAAGUUCAAAUAUGGGUCAUGGUAAAGUUAUCAAGUUGUCCAAAGCCUUAAAAUAGGCGUAUCUUGUGACAGUUUUGAACUCUUGUUCCGGAGUUAAUUUACGCAAAGUUUCAGAUAUUGAGAUGGUUAUUAGCAUUUGAGUCUACCUACAUGACUUGCAGUUGAAGUGUGGGCUUUGUUUAGGUCCAUUAAAAGUUUGGCUUACUUAUGGGAUUCGAUUUCUCUAAAUAGCAGCAGUAGGACUUCACAGCCCAAUAGGGGCAUUGUGUUUCACUAAUACAGCUCUUGUUAUUGAUAAUUAUUAUCUUUUUGGCUUUGUCAGGUUGUGAACAUGCAUGAUUCUUGUCAAAUUAUAUUCUUGAAGAACAAGACUCUUUGUAAAAUAGAGUUGGUUGUAUACAUUUGUAGAACUGGCGUUCUUUCCCCCCAUCAUAUUAUUCAAAGCCUUUACUGAAAGCUACACUAUGUACAAGUGAGUUUUUCCAUUUCAAUGUUCAUGUGUGUUCUUUAAUUUAAAUGCCUAAUAUGGAUUUGAAAUGAUAAAAAUAAACGGCUCUUUACUACUUUUACUAAAAAGCUGUAGUAUUGCAUUCAUUGUGUACAUAUUAUUAAUCUUCGUAAUUUUAAAUGGUACAUAUCACAGUUGAUUCUAAAUAUUUUGUUUUGGAUUUAGAUUCGCAAGUUGUGAUCAUAUGUUUGUGUUAAGUGAAUUCAACAUAAAAUAUCGUCCUAAUUGGAAACGAAAUGAUUGUUAUUAAUCAUGGUUAAAUCAUUAUAUUAAUCCUUUCGCAUUGUUUGAAAUAUGUUACAUUUAGUACAAACUGAUCAUUUGUAUACAUUAUUAAUUUAUAAUGAGUUAUUUUGUACUAACCACAUUCGUAUUUAUUUAAGUACUGGUAUCAUAGGUAUUAAUUGUCCCCUACCGGUUUCACCGGAGGGGACUUAUGGUUUGCGCUCUGUGUGUCUGUCUGUCUGUCUGUCUGUCUGUCUGUGAGUCUGUCAGUCACACUUCUGGAUCCUGCGAUAACUUUAAAAGUUCUUAAUAUUUUUUUCAUGAAACUUGAAACAUGGAUAGACGGCAAUAUGGGCAUUAUGCACGUCAUUUCAUUUUGUUCCUACGUCAAAAAUUGUGGUUGCUAUGGCAACCAAAAAAAAAAUAUUCUGAAAAUGGUGGAAUUUCUGACAAAUUUUGGAGCAGGUAGGGGACCAUAAUGCUUGACAAUAGCCUUGUUUUGUAUAUAUUACUACUACUGCGAGGUUUAUCAUUUUCUAGUUUUGCAGAUCAAGAUUUUAUUUAGCUGUACAGAAAUAUUUGUUUUGAAAUGUUAAUACUUUGAUCAUCCUGUGACCAACUGAUAUUGUUUCAUGUUGAUAUUAACAUUUUUAGCUCAUCUAAUUUUUGAAAAAAAAAAAGAGCUAUAAAUGUCAUCACCUUGGCUUCGGCGUCAGCGUCGGCGUCCGGUUAAGUUUUGCUAUUGCAUUCAAACUUGGUACACUUACUUACUAUCAUGAGGGGACUGGGCAGGCAAAGUUAGAUAACUCUGGCGUGCAUUUUGACAGAAUUAUGUGCCCUUUUUAUACUUAGAAAAUUGAAAAAUUUGGUUAAGUUUUGUGUUUAGGUCCAUUUUAUUCCUUAAGUUUCAAAGCUAUUGCUUUCAUACUUGCAACACUUACUAACUAUCAUAUGGGGACUGUGCAGGCAAAGUUAUGUAACUCUGACUAGCAUUUUGACAGAAUUAUGUGCCCUUUUUAUACUUAGAAAAUUGAAAAUUUGGUUAAGUUUUGUGUUUAGGUCCACUUUAUUCCUACAGUAUCAAAGCUAUUGCUUUCAUACUUGCAACACUUACUAACUAUCAAAAGGGGACUGUGCAGGCAAAGUUAUGUAACUCUGACUGGCAUUUGGAAGGAAUUAUGGGCCCUUUAUACUUAGAAAAUUGAAAAUUUGGUUAAGUUUUGUGUUUUGGUCCACUUUACCCCUAAAGUAUCAUAGCUAUUACUUUCAUACUUGGAACACUCACAGACUAUCAUAGGGGGACAGUAAAAGGACAAGUUGCAUAACUCUGGUUGUCAUUUUUAGGGAAUUAUGGCCCUUUUUUGACUUAGUAACUUUGAAUACAUGGUUAAAUGUUGUGUUUCAAUCCACUUUACUUCUAAACUAUCAAGGCUAUUGCUUUCAAACUUCAAAUACUUUCAUGCUAUCAUGAGGUUACUGUACCUGGCAAGUUGAAUUUUACCUUGACCUUUGAAUGACCUUGACUCUCAAGGUAAAAUUAUUAAAUUUUGCUAAAAUUGCCAUAACUUCUUUAUUUAUGAUUAGAUUUGAUUGAUACUUUGACAAAACUACUCUUACCUGACAUACCACAAUAGACUCCACCCAAACCAUUCCCCGUGCCCUCCCCCCCACCCAU